AUGGGAUCAAAGGUGUCGGUGAUUGUACAAACAGAGCCAAAGGGUAAGUUUGUCGGUGAGGGCAAUGAUAUUAUUAUCAUAAGUACAAAACACAGUCUACUCAGCGGUUACGAAGCAGCUGCAUACUUCCUGUUCUCUCUCACCUACCUCAUCACCCGAUCUGUUGCCGUCUCGCUCAUCGCGUCACAAGUUAACUCGGCCUCAAUGGUGCCAGCCCCAGUGUUGUAUGACGUUCCAUCGCCAGUGUAUUGUGUUGAGGUUCAGAGGUUCCUGGAUCAAGUAAACGGGAACAAAGUCGCAUUGAGUGGGCUACAGUUUUUCAGCGUUACACGUGGCUUGCUUCUUACUGUGACCGGAACUAUAGUGACGUACGAACUAGUGAUGUUCCAGUUCAACGGGCCUCAAUCAGUUGAUACAACAGUGACAACAAUAAUGUACAACACUACUACUGUAUCUACAUUAUAA
Bicyclus anynana (squinting bush brown) is the source of this 465-nucleotide messenger RNA. Its product is annotated as gustatory receptor for sugar taste 64e-like. Gene Ontology annotation, cellular component: membrane. The transcript has 4 exons. NCBI's taxonomy places the organism in Eukaryota, Metazoa, Arthropoda, Insecta, Lepidoptera, Nymphalidae. Gene Ontology annotation, molecular function: sweet taste receptor activity. Gene Ontology annotation, biological process: detection of chemical stimulus involved in sensory perception of taste; sensory perception of sweet taste. The coding region runs from base 1 to 465 and encodes 154 amino acids. The record is from RefSeq and is a predicted model, not a curated record.